UUGCUGAGUAUUCAACGCGGGCCCCAUUAUAAUACUCCCAAAGACAAGCUGGUCAUUGUGGCUGCCAAUUAUGAUACUGAAAAAGACGUCCCAGGAGUCGAUGACAAUGGCUCCGGCGUUGCAGCCGUACUGGAAACAGCACGAACUCUGGCGACAUUCGAUAAAGUCUAUGGCCGUCUCAACACCAUUAUUUACGCCUUUUUCGAUAUGAAACACCAGGUACGACAUCACGCAUUCGUCGAAGAGGUUCUGCUACCAUAUCUCGCGCACACAAACACUACUGUAGCUGGUGUACUAAUUCUGGACGGCUUGCUUCAUUUUGACGCCUUUCCCACGUCGCAGGGUGUUCCAAAGGGAUUCGAAGAGAUGUUUCCCACAGCAGCUCGGGAGCUGCAUGAACACCAACACAUGGGUGACUACAUUCAGGUGACUGGACGUGAACGAAAAGACGACGAUGCUCUACAAAUAUUCUUCGACGCAUUCUACCUAUCGACAGCGAAGCUUACUCAGGAUUGGUCAUUUCAACCGUGGCUUUUGUUGCUUCGUCUUCCAAUGCACACAUUAACGUCAGUUGAUGACUACUGGUUUGCAGAUAGUACUUGGUGCCUAUUUCUUCGAGCUCAAGGAAAUCUAAAGAUGUGUUGUGGUACAUUCCUAUUUGCAGUGAAGUUUCGUGGUGUCCGUCAGUACUGCCCGUACUGUGAUAGCCUGUUCAUGUUGACGGAUCCGAAUAUGCGAUUUCUUACCGUUAUCGUGGAGGCGGUGAUUCGAACGGUAAUAUUCCUUAGCGAAUCGGAAGCUCGAACGGUGGUAGACGAUCUGCUCCAGUUCCAGCGGCCGAACAAUUUCGGACUCAAAUCGCUGGACUCUCACGAGGGUGCUAAUCUGAUGCGAUACCCUUGA
Molecule: messenger RNA, 903 nt
Organism: Haemonchus placei
Lineage: Eukaryota; Metazoa; Nematoda; Chromadorea; Rhabditida; Trichostrongylidae
Source: the annotation of a GenBank genome assembly